UUGCAAUAUUCAACAAUGUACUCACUUCUUGUGCUUCCACGGGGCAGUGCUAAACAACUGCUGUCGCCUUCGAGACGGUACAGCGCCCAGAAAAGUACAACCUCCAAAAGGAACCGGCUGACAGCGGGUUUAACCUCAACAAAAACAGCACAACACACGACUGCGACUGCGUCUGCAAGAACUUUGAGAGAAGCUCGAGACCAGUUGCGAUUGUGGAGAGAAGAAAAUGAAAGACGGAGUUUAGAAGUAGUUGACCUGUGGGAUACUCAUCUACAAAGCAACAUCCACAAAUUAGGAGAUGAAAGGCUUCUUGUAUGGGAGCAAGUUUGCAUUGCUGCUCUAGACUGUAAUCGUAUUGAUGUUGUGGACAUCUGUUUGGUUUCUCUGGCAAAUGAAUUUCCAUCGAGCAUGCGCGUACGCAAAUUACAGGCUAUGAAAUUGGAAGCAUUGGAGAAGUACGAUGAAGCUCUUGAAUUGCUAGAUCAGAUCAUCAAAAGAGAUGAAACCAAUGCUGCUCCUCGAAAAAGAAGAGUUGCAAUUUUAAAGGCCAAGGGGAAAAUUGUUGAUGCAGUCAAAGAGUUGAAUGAGUACCUAAAAAAGUUUAUGAGUGAUCAAGAGGCUUGGCAAGAACUAUGUGAGUUGUACCUUCUUGAGCAAGAUUAUGCAAAGGCUGCCUUUUGUAUGGAGGAGCUAGUGCUUCAUAAUCCACAUAAUCAUCUUGUACAUCAACGUUAUGCAGAUAUUAAAUACACCCAGGGAGGUUUGGAAAAUAUAGAGGUGGCUCGUGCACAUUACUGUCUGGCUUUGAAGCUUAACCAGAACAACAUGAGAGCUCUCUAUGGACUCCUUUUGGCUGCCACCAACGUUUCAACAAUGACAAAAGGGUUGACAGCACCGAAAAAAAAGGAAUGCAGUAAAUUGAUUGCAUGGGCUAGUCAGCAGAUUCGUAACAGAUAUGAAGAAGCAGCAGGACAUUCUGCUGAGAAAGAGCUCGAAGCAUUGGAUAGUGUGUUGGGUGCCCUUCAAAUCAGUGGCCUUUCAGCAUAGUCAUAAACAGUAAGCAAGAAAAAUACUCUCACUGCAACAAAUUGUUUGCAUGAAACAUUUAUACAACUAUCUUUUAAGAUCACUACUUGGAGUCAAUGCCUUGUUUGAGUGCAUUCAAUUAACUUCAUUAUCCAUUUUAAUUGACUUGUUUUAUGGUUGCAAUUCUUUAAAGACAAAAAAAAAAUUGAAAAUUUGUUUAUAAUUAUUGAAAGAUUUUGUACAUCAAGUGUCUAUAAAUAAAAUACAAGUUGUUGUUUUUUUGUAAA
Messenger RNA from Thrips palmi, 1313 nucleotides. RefSeq names its product ER membrane protein complex subunit 2-like. The coding region runs from base 16 to 1047 and encodes 343 amino acids. Gene Ontology annotation, cellular component: EMC complex. The transcript is spliced from 8 exons. NCBI's taxonomy places the organism in Eukaryota, Metazoa, Arthropoda, Insecta, Thysanoptera, Thripidae. The record is from RefSeq and is a predicted model, not a curated record. Gene Ontology annotation, biological process: protein folding in endoplasmic reticulum. Gene Ontology annotation, molecular function: protein binding.